UUUUAAUCGGUUGACAAAAUAUUUAGAAAGUGUGUAAUACUUCUCUAAGGAUACCAAAGCUCAAAUAGCUGCAGUGCUUGGCUGUUUGUGUUGCAGAAAAAAAAUAAAUAAAACAAAAGUUAUUUGUGUUGAAUGAAAUUUGUUUUGUAAAAUAUUAAACAAAAAAAGGACUUAAAAUACAGAGGCAAGAACGCAAAACAACACAAAAGUGAAGUACCAUCAAAAGAGGUUGUGAAACCCCAGCAACUCUUUGCAGCAGUGGCCGUUUGAGUAAAUAAGGAUCUGCAGGACUUUAGUGUUGUGCCUUUGAGUGGCCAUAACGAGCGGUUAGAGACUUUGAGCUAACCAAGAAACACCAAAGUCUAAGGACCUUGAGUAUCAGCUAGUUGCUUUUGUUGUUGUUGCUGGUGUUUUGACUAUUUCUCUCUCUACCCAUCAAGAAGUGUAAUAAUGAGCGGUUUAAGUUUUUUAACAUUUGUGUUGGUCGUAUUUUGUUGUUAUGCCUCCAGCACUUCAAAGCCCACUCGAAACGAGGUACCAACGAAAAAUUUGGAUUCAUCCCAACAUCAAACGGCGGCAACACAAAUUUCACAUGCGGCAAUACGUGACGGCACCAACACCCAUACCAUCACGGAUGCUAAGUCAGAGACACGCCGCAAACGUUCUCAGCUGGAUAUGGGUUCAGCUGCCGGAGUAUUUGGUGCGGGUGCCACGGAAUACAAGGAUUUCGGCGAAUUCUUAGAGGAUUUAGGUGAUAAUGGCCUUUUGCCAUCCUCACUAAUGCCCCAAUCACAGGAAGUCAUUGAUGUGGAGAACAUGUCACCUCUGGUCUACUUUAUGUUGUUGCAAAAAAUUAAACAGUUGCAAAGUGGCGAAUGGCAAUCACCCACCCGCCGUACUCCCCGCCUAGGUCGUAGCAUUGACUUCCAGCUAUUCGAUGCAGCAGCUGCCACCAACAGUGCCAAUCCCGCAGGCAUUGCAUCACGAGACUUUGAAAGUGGCUCCGCAUUGGCCAACGAUUAUGCAGGCAUCUCACGUCAAUAUCUGCCACAUGUGAUGAAGAAAUCUGUCCAAUUUAAACCACGUCUUGGUAAACGAACUCAGGUCUGUGAUUAAAGCGAAAACCAAGGCCUCUAUCUUUCGUCCGUUCAACGGCAGACGGAAGUCAACACUGACAACAAGGAUAUUACAAAAAUAAUGGAAAAACUAAAUUACCCAACCACAAAUGCAUGCCAAUGACAUUCUCUUCUUCAUCAAACAAGACCCACUACAUCAGCACAACCUUGUACGCCCCCCCCCCCC
Messenger RNA from Stomoxys calcitrans (stable fly), 1302 nucleotides. It is a transcript of the gene Hug, whose product is annotated as protein hugin. The transcript is spliced from 3 exons. Bases 451 to 1116 code for a protein of 221 amino acids. Lineage: Eukaryota; Metazoa; Arthropoda; Insecta; Diptera; Muscidae. The record is from RefSeq and is a predicted model, not a curated record.